AUGACAUUUAUUUUAUUUUAUGUUCCGCUAUCGAUUGAAUUACUGCCGAACCGGCAAUCGGUAGACGUGGGAAAGUCGGCGCUAUUUAACUGCAGUGUUUCGGGACAUCCCAUAAAUACUAUCGUUUUUGAGCGAAAUCAUCGCCGAUUGAAGUCUGGAUUCAAUUCCGACAUUCGCUUCAUCGCCAAAGACCUGAUUCACAUCGAUUCGGUCAACAAAGAGCACCGCGGAAUGUAUCAGUGUUUCGCAUCAAAUGAUUACGAGUCGGUCCAGGCGUACGCCGAACUACAAUUGGGAGACGAUCCGCCGGAGUUUCGGGAUGUGUUUCAGAGCCAGACCUUAGAGCCCGGGCCCUCACUAUCAUUAAAGUGUAUCGCCGGCGGAACUCCAUUACCUCAGAUCACUUGGCAAUUGGAUGACUCGCCCAUCCCUGAGAGCCUUAGAGUCCGUUUUGGGGAUUACGUUACGAAAGACGGACUCGUUAUUAGUUAUGUGAACGUAAGCGAAGUGCGCGUAGAGGACGGCGGCGGAUAUGCGUGCAAAGCGGACAACGGUGUCGCCAGUAUUGAA
Medioppia subpectinata is the source of this 570-nucleotide messenger RNA. The record is from the annotation of a GenBank genome assembly. NCBI's taxonomy places the organism in Eukaryota, Metazoa, Arthropoda, Arachnida, Sarcoptiformes, Oppiidae.